Messenger RNA from Laetiporus sulphureus 93-53, 822 nucleotides. RefSeq lists its product as uncharacterized. Lineage: Eukaryota; Fungi; Basidiomycota; Agaricomycetes; Polyporales; Laetiporaceae. The record is from RefSeq and is a predicted model, not a curated record. The transcript has a single exon. The coding region runs from base 1 to 822 and encodes 273 amino acids.
AUGCCUUACUACGCAGUCCAAAGCCACGGACAGCAGGAGGUCGACAAGCGCAGGGGUGCCUGUCCAGGCCGAGCCACACGCGGUCGCAACCAGGUUCGGCCGUCUCGCCCCGCGUGCCUCGUCAAUUGCUGUAUCCUUAUAUCCAAGUUUUCGCCUUCGUCUCUGUACACUCCGGGCACCCACACCUCUCGCGACGUUGACGGCAUUUUCGACGUGAGCACCAAACGGCAAUCGAGCGCGGAGGCCACCAUAGUCGACACGUACACGCCAGGGAUCGAGCGGCAGAUUCGCAGGGUGGUGAGUUGCUCACCAAUCAAGAUGUCUCUCGGCACUUCCUCUCCAUCGCGUCAAGUCGCGGCCCAGCUGCGGUCUGUUUGCGUGAGCGGCGAGCACAUGCAACCCUGUAUCAUGCAGAUAAGCGCGAUCGACGGUCGCAACCAUUCCUGGCCGUCUCUCGCCGCGCACUUCGUCGAUUGCUGUAUCCGCACAGCCAACCUCUCGCCCGCAUCUCCGUACGCUCCGGGCAUCCACACGUCUCACGAAAUCGACGGCAUUCUCGGUGAGAACAGGGCGACUGAGAGCAGAGACCGCCCGACUCGACAGGCCCCAGGGUCAAGCAGGAGGUGCAUCGCUCACCGUUCGAAACGUUUCCCGGUACUUGCUGUCCGUCGCGUCAAGUCACACACGGUCCACGCUUCAGGCAUCCACACAUCCGGCCAGGUCGACGGUAUCCUCGACGCAAACAAUGCGAUUGAGCGCAGAGGCCGCCCGACUCGACACGCUCACACGAACGAUGGGGCAGCAGGUGCACAGGAAUGGUGA